This is a messenger RNA of Colletotrichum navitas, 483 nucleotides long. RefSeq lists its product as uncharacterized. The coding region runs from base 101 to 439 and encodes 112 amino acids. The transcript is spliced from 2 exons. Lineage: Eukaryota; Fungi; Ascomycota; Sordariomycetes; Glomerellales; Glomerellaceae. The record is from RefSeq and is a predicted model, not a curated record.
CUCAACGUUAAUUAAUAAACACCAAACUCUCGCAUCCUCUCACAUCAUUCUUUUCUCUCUUGAUCAAAUCCAAUCCAAAACUUCCCUUAAAAGCCUCGCAAUGAGCGAACCGAGCGACUCCCCCCCGAGCGAUGCAUCUCCGCACCUCCGGCCAACCCAUCAACUCGAACAGUUGAAAGUCGGAGAGAACGGCGUUCAGCUCUUGAUUUCCACGAAAGACCACUUGUACAAUGCCAAAGAUGUAGAGGCUGGGAGAUGCGGGUUUCAGUGUGUCGGGGCAUGGAGUGAUGACUCGGUACGAGAACUUGGUCAAAUGCUCAUCUCCCAUAGAAACCACAUGAGCCAGUCCCAGACGCCCGAGACAGAGGAGCCGCGUUCAUUCAGGGGGCCAGGCUAUACAAUGAGAGGCGUCGUGCAUGGUUCGAAGUCGUCCCCGUAAUUAUGGCACUUACACGAUGCAAAGAAGUUAUCCAGUUUCAUUUC